AUGGUCGACUCGAAGUCUCCCCUCUCCGAUAGACAAAAAGAAUGGCUGGAUGUUCUUGGUCUUGUCUCGCCCACCGCUGAAUCCCCUGUCAGCCGGCACCUGGACGUCAAUCAGCUCAACAGUCUACGAGAAUUCUUCGCUUCAUAUCUCAAAGGGGUGGAUGAGGGUAAACCGCCACAACUCAAGGGCAAACUCAAGAAGGCACUGAGUGGUGCCGUCGCUCGCGCUUUCGGACCGAGCGACGCAGGGGAGGGAGAACCAUCGGCCGCCGUCCAACCGGCCAAGGUAGUUGCGGCAGUGGCAGAGCGACGAGGGCGAAUCAAACCUACUGUGGCAGUUCAUCGUAUCAGAUAUGAUGUCCCGGACGCGCUCAGUCCCCUUGCCAAUUCGCAGUUGCACUCUCGCUCUCGUUACGACCUCAUGCCUCUCAAAGAGGACGUGCUGACCGAUAUAAAGCCUGUCAACGAGAUGCGGCCAAUAUCCCGACUGGCCCAUGGUCUAGAUCGCACUUUAUUCAAUCCUGGAGUAAACUGGCUACAAGACCCCCGGUCACGCGUCUUCAACUAUGAUCCAUGGCUUCAGAAGAUCCCUAGUGUUCGCGACUUCGCUUUUGAGCGGUUACCUGGCUUCAUCAAAAGCUCGCGUGACGAGGAUCUCUGGAACCUAUGCAGACGGGAAGGGCGCCAGUUCGCUGGCUCCACGUCUUCACUAAGCGGUCUUCUGUGUCAUAUAUACUUCCUGCUCAGUCGAGAUAGGCCUGUCGACCUCUCGACACUGAGCAAGCACAUGAAUGUAUUUCCAGAGACAUUCACCCCAGGUCAGCGGAUGCCGACGUCGGUCAUUCUGCGACACAAGGAGGGUGUAUAUGCGACAGACUCCGAUAGUUUCAUGCCCGGCUCUUCAGAGACGAACGUGCUAUCGUGGAUGGGCACCAUGCUCGAGAAGUUUCUGACGACGGACGCGGCGACCUUCUCGCGUUACAUGCGGGACUCUCCUGAUCCAGCUGAGGCUGACACGGAUACUCGGCGCGAGGCCUAUCGCUACAGCAUGUCCUCGAAGAUGGUCAUGCGUUCGCAGCUGGACGCAGUAGACCCUCGUCUCCCUGGUAGCGGCGUCUUCGAUAUCAAGACGCGAGCAGCGAUGUCCGUGCGCUAUGACAGCAAGAACUGGGUUGAGAACGCAGGAUACCUCAUUCGCCGGCUGCAUGGCGUGACUGAGAGCUUCGAGCGCGAGUACUGCGACCUCAUUCGUUCGGCGUUCCUCAAGUACAGUUUCCAAGCUCGCAUUGGUGCCAUGGACGGUGUUAUGGUCACUUAUCAUAAUACGGCGAGAGUGUUCGGAUUCCAGUAUAUUCCCCUUGAGGAGAUGGAGGCACGACUAUACGGCGCACCGGAACGCGGCGAACGAAUCUUCGCGAAGUGCGUCCAGGUUCUGGAGUUGCUUCUCCAGACGGCCACUGGUGCAUUCCCCGGCAAGUCCGUCCGCAUCCUGACAGAAAAGUAUGAGCUAGACGGCUUCUUGCGAUUCUGGGUUGAGCCCGUGGCCGACGAGGAGGCAGACGCGCAGAUCACCGCGAACGAGGAGGCCGAACACGAGGAGGCCAUCCAACUCAGCGAGGGCGUUGAUCCCAACGAGAUUGUUUCCCGCCGUAUUCAGAAGGCCAAACAGGCUGCCGACGCUGAGGAGAAGAAGAAAUCGCCCAUCAAGAUGUUCGAUCUUCACAUCAGCCACCUCCUGAACGGCAAGUACGUGACCGCUGAAGAUGCCAUCAACAAGGUCGCCCAGGAAUGGGGUCUCAAGGUGACCGUUGAGAGACCUGCUCUCGAAGAGGGCGAACUCCGAAAGUUGCGCGCUGAGGCCCGUAGACGCCAGUUCCGUGCGAACUUCCUUCCCAGCGGUGUUUCCCUCGACCAAAUGGCGAAGCGGUGGGAUAAAGAGGCCAAGAUCAACCCGGCGCACGAGGGGGCCGUGCCAGCGUUCAAUCCCGCACACUGGACCAAGGCGGAUUGGAAAACACAGGCGGUUCGCAGGCUAUCGCGCAGGGGUGCCGAGGAGACGAAGCGGUUGGAUAAGCUUGACAAGGAGAUGGGCCAUGAGAACUUGGUUCCUGAUUGGGUACAGGCGAGCGGUGUCAGUUUGCCUGAACCCAAACGCGAGCCCGAGCCGGAAUUCAACGCGGAGAAGUCGAAACCGGAGAACAUUGCGGACCGGGACGUCGAGAGCGGCGAGCCCGGCGAGUCGACUGCGGAGCCCUCGACGGCUUCCUCUACGGAGCAACCCCGCGAGGCGCGGCUGGCGUCAUCAACUAUCUCUCACGCGCGCAAGGCGAGAAAGCUGGAACAUCUCUGCUAUGUGCGCGACCGGAAACAGUCGGGCAGCUUGUUCGGGGAUCCGACCGGAGAACCGUUGCCAGUGCCCGAAGCUGUCCGUGAACAAAUCGCCAAAUCUCGCCAAGUUUUGGAACAGCUUGAAGCACUGUUUAGCUCAGUAACUGCGAGUGACCAACGCGCUUCAGACGCACCGACACUUGAAGAGGGCGGGCGUAGAGUGCCUGCGGCGGGUGCAGAGCAGGUGACGGAGAGGAUGCACGAAAUGCCGCAGGCGCUUGAAGGCGAGGCGCGGACACACGAAUGGGACGAGCGCGAUAAUUUGCAUCGCGUUGACACGGAGAUGGACAAGGGUAUGCGCCCGUCGUCCUCCCAUGAGUCUAGUGUGAAGGAGUGGAAGACGGAGGAGAGCGACAAGCCUCUACCGGGCACGAAGGCGGCCAAGGACGAAGAGAAGGCUUAG
This is a messenger RNA of Peniophora sp. CBMAI 1063, 2790 nucleotides long. Lineage: Eukaryota; Fungi; Basidiomycota; Agaricomycetes; Russulales; Peniophoraceae. The record is from the annotation of a GenBank genome assembly.